AAAUGACUACCUAUGGCUAUUGAGAAUCGUAUUAAGCGGUGUAGUUGAUAGAGUAUUGUAUUCAGUUUUACAGUGUCUCCGCGCAGCGCGCGUGAGAUGAGUCUUCCAUUUAGCAGCUCAGUGAAGUGGCUUUGAUCUCGUUGCCAUGGGAGCUGUCAGAAGCGCAGCGCCAAACGCGCGGCUUGCUGCAGCCUGUCCAGCGUUAAACUAGCUUAACUAAUUAGAAAUACUUAGCUUAUAAAUAUUAAAUGGCUUACCGGUCGAUUAGCUAACACUCACGUCUCGAUAGCGGCGAAAGAAUACUAUAUAUUAGAGGAAUAUUUUGGUGUAGGUGGUGAUCUCUCACAAAUGCAGUACUAUCUAAACUGCACAUGAACCUGUAACUGUUUGGAUUCACUCCAAGGAUGUCGCACAGUUCAUACGGCCGAAUGUGGGCUGCUGCUCAGGGAGCCCUGGAGAACCUUUUGGAGGAUGAGUAUCCAACAACGCAACUCCGUCCUCAAAAAGAUCGCCACCAGGUGUUUCAGACGCUGGCCACUUUCUACCUCCGCUACCUAAAGAUAUUUUGUUCCCUGGAAGAAGUUUAUGAUCAAAUUGUUCACCCACAGAAGAGAAGUGUGGUGCGCCAGGUUCUCCAGGGGGUGAUGGGAAGACUUGUAGAGCUGAAGAAUGAGAUGGUGGAGCUGGAGUACUCAGAGUUUCACUAUUUUGAUGACAUAUUGCAAGACUUCAAGAUGACACCUGAGGACCUCGAGGUGCCUAUUCCCCGUUAUUUUGUAAGGGAGAGAAUAAGGGCACUAAAAGAGAGAGAGAAAAUGCUGACUCAUAUUUUAACAUCAGGAGGACAUCAGGAACAUUCAACACAGGCCACUGUCCAGUCCAUGUCUGUGGAGCGAGCCGUGUGGUUGCUGCAAGUCAGCGAACGAGCUCGGCAGGGAAGGCUGAGAGCUCAUUUCAUGGAAAAGAUUCGGCAGGAGGAACAAAGACUGCAGAGGGAUAGUUCCAGCACAGACAUUGUGGACCCUGAUCUGGCAGCCACGUGCAUUCAGAAGGUGUGGCGAGGGUACCGAGACAGGAAGAGGGUCAACAAGGAACGUCUAGAAGAGAUGAUAUUUCUAGGAAUGAUACCAGCCCAGCAUCCGACACCCAGCCCUGCCCAUCUACGAGCCCAGCAGGUGAAAGGCAGAAGGCACAGGGUGCAAGAGGAACAUGAGGCUGAGUACCAGAAAGCCCUGGUCAGCAUCAAGGAGUCUGUACAAACUGUGGAUGGACCCGAUAUUAAGGAAACCCUGCAAGAACAAAUACGCCAGUGGUUUAUUGAGUGUCGAGAUGCAACAGGGAAGUUCCCUGACUUUCCGAGUGCUGAGGAUGGAGGAUCUGCAUCCAUAUUUGCUCAGAAGACACCAGAACAGGUUGCUGCUGAACUCGCCGCUAAGGAAGAAGAGAGAGAGAAGAAGAAAAAGUUGAAGGGGGAAAAGGACAAAAAAGGGAAUGACCGCAAAGAAAAGAAGAAAGAGAAGAAAGGAAAGAUGAAAGGAAAAAAGGGGAAAGGAGAUCCAGAGGAGGAGGAACAGGGAUGGAAGAUGACUCCUAGUAACUUCCUUCCUACGGUAGUCGAGGGAGCAAAACUGUACAAAGAGGUUUGGCAUAACCGGGAAGAGAAACAGAACUUCCUUCAGCGUUUUGAUCCUCAGUUGGUGCGAGAGGAGAAAAGAUUGGAGGUUGAAGAGGAGCUUAGAGUUCAGGUGGAUGAACUGAUGAGGCAGGAACUAAAGAACCUUAAGCUGGUCGUGGACAGAGAAAAGGGAAAGAAAAAGAAAAAAGGAAAGAAAAGCAGUAAAAAGAAAAAGAAGAAAGGAAGAAAGACUGGAAAAAAGAAGAAGAAAAAGGAGAAAGAUCUAACAGCUGAUAGGUCAAUAGAAUCCCUGUAUGAGGAGCUUGUACUAGAAGGCUUCAUAAUUAGACCGAUGAAUGUCAAGUUAUCAGACUACAUAGGUGAGUACAGUUACCUAGGGACAACCUUACGGCAAGCAGAUAUUGAGCCCAUGCCAUCACUUUCUGACAUCAGACAGCUCGUCGCACUUUAUGGCAUCCUGCCUCUGGGCUCUCAGUGUGUCCAUGAGAGAGGACCCCUGAUCCGCUCACUGCUGCUUGCCGGUCCCGCAGGUGUAGGAAAGAAGAUGUUGGUCCAUGCCUUAUGCACAGAGACUGGGGCGAACCUAUUCAACCUUUCCCCUACAGCACUGGCUGGCAAAUAUCCAGGCAAGAGCGGACUGCAGUACCUCCUGCACAUGGUUUUCAAGGUGGCUCGGCAGCUGCAGCCCUCUGUCAUUUGGAUAGGAGACGCUGAGAAAACAUUUUACAAGAAGGUUCCAAAGCUGGAGAAAGAGAUGGAACCCAAAAGGCUGAAGAAAGUUCUGCCAAAGGUCCUGAAAUCUAUUAAGCCAGAAGACCGUGUUUUGCUUGUGGGGACAACACAGAGACCUUUUGAUGCAGAUAUCAAACCUUUCUGUAAAGUUUACAAAAAGAUCAUUUUGAUCCCUAGACCGGAUUAUGCAUCAAGACUUACUCUGUGGAAGGAGCUGCUUCACGCAAGAGGUGCUCAGCUGGGUCCCAAGCUGGACUUGAGCUCUUUAGCUAAGGUCACAGAUGGAUACACACAGGGUCAUAUCGUUCAGGCAAUCCAGACUGUCCUGAGCUCUCACCGCCUCAACCAGCAGACCAAGAGACCCAUUACUGCUGUGGAGUUUAUCCCCCCUCUUGCACUGCAAGACCCUGUUUACAAAGAAGAGGAGGAGGCCUUUAAGGCUUGGUACAGCCGGUCACCCCUGGGCAAAAAACGUGCAAGGGCAGCCAGGGCCAGUGAAGAGGAGGCGAACCCGAAGAAAGGAAAGAAAAAAGGAGGGAAGAUACAAAAGAAAGGAAAGGAUGUAAAAGGCAAAAAGAAAAAGUGAAGGAGCGCCCCUUUUCAUGGAUUUUGUGCAAUUAAGAUGAAUGUUUACAUGGUUGUUUAAAAACAUUGGUCUAUUUAGUUAUUCAUGAAAGAAAAAUUGCAGCAAUUCAUCGUUUGGCCAGCAGAGAGCAUUAGAACAUUUUCUAAUGUGGAGUCCAAUGCUGUAUACACUCACCUAAAGGAUUAUUAGGAACACCAUACUUAUACUCUGUUUGACCACCUUUCGCCUUCAAAACUGACUUAAUUCUAUGUGGCAUUGAUUCAACAAGGUGCUGAAAGCAUUCUUUAGAAAUGUUGGCCCAUAUUGAUAGGAUAGCAUCUUGCAGUUGAUGGAGAUUUGUGGGAGGCACAUCCAGGGCACGAAGUUCCCGUUCCACCACAUCCCAAAGAUGCUCUAUUGGGUUGAGAUCUGGUGACUGUGGGGUCCAUUGUAGUAUAGUGAACUCAUUGUCAUGUUCAAGAAAUCAAAUUUGAAAUGAUUCGAGCUUUGUGACAUGGUGCAUUAUCCUGCUGGAAGUAGCCAUCAGAGAAUGGGUACAUGGUGGUCAUAAAGGGGUGGACAUGGUCAGAAAUAAUGCUCAGGUAGGCCGUGGCAUUUAAACGAUGCCCAAUUGGCACUAAGGGGCCUAAAGUGUGCCAAGAAAACAUU
Paramisgurnus dabryanus is the source of this 3602-nucleotide messenger RNA. RefSeq names its product dynein regulatory complex subunit 11 (gene drc11). The record is from RefSeq and is a predicted model, not a curated record. Lineage: Eukaryota; Metazoa; Chordata; Actinopteri; Cypriniformes; Cobitidae. Gene Ontology annotation, molecular function: ATP binding; ATP hydrolysis activity; protein binding.